AUGUUUCGGUGUGAAGACUGUCAUGGCACAGAUCUGAUGUGCCAUACAUGCACUCUCUGUGUACAUGAGAGGCAACCGCUUCACAGAAUAGAGUGUUGGAACGGUACUUCAUUUCAGGUCACUACGUUGAAAGCCUUGGGUGUCCGCUUCCAACUUGGGCAUCCUGUCGGUAUUCAAUGUAUCAAUCCAAAGUCUGCAUCCAACAACGACUUUGUCGUCCUCGACUGCAAUGGCGUCCAUGAAGUUGGACUCGAUUUCUACAGAUGUGAGUCUGCUCAGCCACACAUUACCCAAUUGCUAUGUCCGCUACAUUUUAGUGUGCUGGAAUAUUUUCAAAUGCUGUCCUUCAAAUCUAAAGCCUCAGUAUGGGAAUUCUAUAAUACCAUUGCUCGCCUCACAGACAACACAGGUAUCCGUGUCCUAAAGAAUCGUUACGAGUCCUUCCUCCAUAUGGUACGUGAAUGGUGUUUCAUAAUGCAGAUGAAACGCUGCAGCCAGGGUCAUCAUCCCGGAGGCAUUAAGACAAUAGAAGCAGGCACUUGCGCUGUGUUAUGCCCUGCCUGUCCCCACCCAAGCAAAAAUUUACCUGUUGGGUGGGAAAACACGCCACUGGAAUUCCAAUUUUUGUAUGCAUUAUUCCUGGCUAUCGACACUAAUUUCCGACUCAUUUGCCAUAAUGUAUCAUCAGAUGCUGUUGAUCCCGGGCUGAAUCGCGGAUAUGCUUUUUUUGUUGAAGAGACUGAAUACAAGGAUAUACUGGCUUCAUGCAACAGGGUGGGCAAUGCCCAGGAGAAGAGCACGUGUUCUAGCCACUCUGCAGUCAACCUGGCGGAUACAAGGGCUUCACGUGGACUUGCAGCAAUGGGUGCAGGAACCAUUGAUUGUGUGCGGCACAACUUCAAACGCCCUUGUUCAGUUGGCGAUUUGCAAAAGAGGGAGAGGUACAUCAACAUGGAUUAUCUCUUUUUUUCAAGCAUGCGUUCUUCACAAGGCGUUCACGUCCUCAACAUAUCUUAUGACAUUGCCUGCCAAUGGAACAAAAAUCUUUGGUCGCACAUGUCGGCAUUCCCGCACAAAUUUCAUCUCAACCACGACGAAAAGGUUAUUACAUUCCUUGUACCUAAAUUUCACCUACCAGCGCACAUCGCUCGUUGUCAAACCAGGUUCUCGUUCAACUUUAUCAAGGGUGUUGGGUGGACAGAUGGCGAAGCUCCGGAGCGCGGGUGGGCAGAUAUUAACCCUCUUGCUACAAGUACUCGCGAGAUGGGACCCAGAUCCAGGCGAGAUACCAUAGACGAUCACUUUAACGAUUGGAAUUGGAAGAAAGUAUGUGCUAUGGGCGCCAUUCUUCUCCGAAAAUAUAAGGCCGCGGUACCUGAGGCUGAAGAACGUGCUCGUGAUCUUGACAAAUUCGAUGCUGCCCUUGAUGCUGACCAAUUAGCUGGGUGGAGAACAGAUAUCAAGAUGUGGGAGUUGAACCACUCUUUGCCAAACCCCUUUGAAGUGAAGGUGGGGGCUACGGUGACCCAGGCUGCCGUGCGUCUGGCAUUAUCGAAGACCGAGGCAGAAGAAAUCGAGUGUGGUGAACACAUGUCCCUGGACGAUAAUGUAUCACCAUUGGUUCUUAUCUCUUCGGGAAUAGAACUAGAGGACACUCAAAAAGUCAAGAUACUUCAGCACGUCAAUACCCUCUGCCGCAGAAUUGAUACCUGGUCCCGCAUACAAUUGCUGUACAUGCCAUGUGACAAGGUCCACAAGAUCAAUCUUUUUCUUCCUUCUUCGCUACCCUCGAGCUUCCCAUGCGACGUUCACUUGCUAAGGUAUGAAUGGGAUUUACAUGAAGCCCAAGCAAAUGAUGCGCUCAGCGAUCUCCGCACUGUCAUCAAUAUGACCUACCACCUCUACAAGUACAAGGACGCUUUUGUCCAAGGUCAGUGCGCGAACACUCGUGCUCAAGGUAUUAUCCAUUCGGCUGAAAGCCGAAUCGAUGCAAUAUUGGUCAAGUACACUGCCGCCAGAGAUGUGCUUGUAAUGCUUGCAUCAAAACUUGACAGGACAAAGGACGCAGUCCCUCUCAAACACGAUGAAGGGAAGACAGUCGGCCAACAGAAUAUAUCGUGGAUAUGGAAAACGGCCGGGGUAUCCAACAAUCAGGAGGAGGGACUACAGGAUUCGCUACACGUGGAAUGGUGUAAAGCAAGGGCUCGAGCUCACCGGUGGGAGGAGGAAGUGCUGCUUUUGCGUGAGGAAAUGCGCCGUGUUCUUGCUUUCUUUGAGUGGCAGGCUGGAUGGUGGGAUAAACAAGGCACACGACACCAAUUUGUCUCACAUGAAUUUACAGAGGGGGCACUCACAUAUGCACAUCGCCAGGCUACGCUACAUCACAGAAUGUCUACACACUUCAGGUUGUUGUGGGAAGCUGUCCCAUCAUGGACUCCUGCUAGUGUCACCAUGCCUCUCACAUGUACACCAUAG
Molecule: messenger RNA, 2475 nt
Organism: Suillus subalutaceus
Lineage: Eukaryota; Fungi; Basidiomycota; Agaricomycetes; Boletales; Suillaceae
Exons: 13
Coding region: 1-2475 (824 amino acids)
Source: RefSeq, a predicted model, not a curated record